Entamoeba dispar SAW760 is the source of this 774-nucleotide messenger RNA. Its product is annotated as protein ARV1, putative. The coding region runs from base 1 to 774 and encodes 257 amino acids. Lineage: Eukaryota; Evosea; Mastigamoebida; Endamoebidae. Gene Ontology annotation, cellular component: cortical endoplasmic reticulum; Golgi apparatus. Gene Ontology annotation, biological process: sterol metabolic process; intracellular sterol transport; regulation of plasma membrane sterol distribution. The transcript has a single exon. The record is from RefSeq and is a predicted model, not a curated record.
AUGAAUAACACAAGUAAUACUUCUAUAAAAAGUGAAAACAAAAAUGAAUCAAUUAUUGAUAAAAAAGAUUCAAUGAAAUGUAUUGAAUGUGGGUGUGAUAUUGAUAAUACUUAUGAAAUAUUUUGUGGUCAAUUUAUAAGACUUUUAAGAUGUCCAAAAUGUGGUAAAGUAGCUGACAAAUAUAUAGAAUAUGAUAAUGUACUAGUAUUUCUUGAUAUGCUUUUACAAAAACGACCAGUAUAUAGACAUUUAUUAUUUAAUCAUGAUGAAUCAAUAAAUGGAUUUUUUAUAAAAUUAUUUUUUGGCUCAUUGUUAUUAGAAUCAUAUAUUCGUCAAAUGACAACAUCAACACCAUCAAUUUAUUCAUUUAUUUGGAAUGGAAUUCAAAUAGUAAUAGAAGAUAUAUUUUUCUUAGCAAUGUUUAUUAUUCCAUUUAGUUUUUAUAAAAGAAUUAGUUUUAAAGAUUCAUGUAAUUUAGUUGCUCAAUCAUAUCUUAUUGGAUCAUUGGGAAAAGUAUUUCUUUGUUUAGUUUUAAUGUGGACAAAUUCAUUACCUAUUUAUUUAUUUUCUAUAACAAUGGCAAAUUUAACUUUUAUUGCAUGUAUGAGUGUUGUAUUUGAAAUAUCUACAUGGAAAAUGUUAAUUAUUGGUUUUGUAAUUGGAACAAUAUACACUAUUAUUACAUCUCAAUUCUUCCCUUUAACUCCAUUAACAUAUUAUAUUAAAAAUAAAAGGUUAUUAGAUUUAUUAAUUGGAGAUCUUUAUACUUUUUAA